AUGAGCUCGCGCGUGGAGACGGAGAUUCUCAACAAGUACAACCUGACGACGCUGUACCCGGCGGCAUGGCCCGAGGACAAGGACGCGGCCGACGAGGGCGAGCUGUCGGACGAUGAGGCGUCGACGGAGGUAAUAGCAGGAGCGGGAGCAACAACAACGAGAGCAGCAGCAAUGCGGCGGUCGCGGUCGCGGUACUCUGUGCUCGAGGACCGGUCGCGCUUCUCGCGGCUGGUGCCCGGGGCGGAGCGGUCCAAGGACGGGGUGGAGACGCUGGUGCAAAAGGACGAGGCGGACGCGCUGGGGCUGUACCCGAGCGUGGUGCAGGUGCUGCGGGCGCGCAAUCUGUCGGUCGAGGACGACGUCAAGCUGCGCAACCGCUUCCUCCUCAGCUCCACCACCUUCUCGCCCUCGCUGUUCCUCUCGCAGGUGCACAGCGACGCCUCGACCGACACGCUGCUGCAGGGCCUCGACUUCCUGUCGCGCUCCAUCGAGCAGAAGUCGGCCUCGCUCAAGGUGCUCGUCGAGACCAACUUCGAGCGCUUCGUCGGCGCAAAGGCCACCAUCGACCGCGUCUACAACGAGAUGCGCCAGCAGGGCACCGACGCCGACGCCGACGCCGACGCCGACGCCGACGCGCCUCCACGCCCGCUCCAUGCCCCUGCCCACACGCGGGGCGCCAGCCGCUCCAGCUUCUCUGCCCGCAAGUCCAGCGUCUCGCUGCAGCCCACCCCCUCGGCCGCGGCCUUGACCUCCAGCGCGCCCGACAAGGAGCGCAAGAAGAACGCGCUGGUCAAGGAGAGCGAGUACGGCGUGCACGGCAUCAAAGUGCCCCUUACAGAGGUCGCCGUCAAGGCCGAGGAGGUCUGGGGUCCCGCCCUCGGCGGCCGCGACAAGGAGGAGACGCUCAAGGCCAUCCUCGACGCCCUCGAGUCCAACCGCGGCCUCUUCGAGCUCGGCGCCUCGGUCCAGGACGCCAUCCGCCGCAACGACCACGACACGCUCGUCGACGAGUACCGCCGCGCCCGCAAGUACACCGAGGACGCCCGCUACAUUGUCGAGCAGGCCAACUACGCCAAGAUGCCCCUCGCCGACGCCCAGAUCCACCAGAUCAUCGUCACCGCCACCAUGUGGGCCGACGUCGAGCGCCAGAUGGAGCACUUCAAGCGCGACGCCUGGAAGCGACUGGCCGCCACCCACUUCACAAACCACCACCCCGGCGCCGACAACACAAAGUCGGACGAGCACAUGGGCCUCAUCUCCAUCAUGCUAGAGCUCGGCGUCGACGACAAUCCCAUCUGGCUCUGGCUGCUGUCGCGCUACGAGCACCUCAAGGCCCGCCUCAACAUGCUGUGCGAGCGCUCUCGAGUCGAGAUUGAGAUCUUGCGCCGCCAUCUGGCCAACGCCGAGAAGCCCACGCUGCCAUCCGUCCAGAAACACUUGCGCGCCGUCCCCACGACCUGCAACGCCACGCCCGAGCCCUCCAAGCUCGACGCCCCCAAAAUCGUCGAGUUCUGGGAGCACGUGCAUGCCUCCAUGACGACGCUGCUCUCGACAAAGGGCGGCUUGCUGGGCGAGCUGAUCGAGUACUGGGACAUUGCGCAGUCUUUCAUGAGCGGUCGCGCCCAGCGAAACAUGCCCACGGGUUACCAGAACCAGUCGUCCGUCCACCACAAGCUCACCGAUCAGAACAAGAGGGAGCUCGAAAAGGGCACCACCGAGCUCAUCCACAUCAUCCGCGAGCAUCUCAACUCCUUCUUCUCCGACCCACCCAUCGACGAUGUGUCUGCGCUCUUGUCCCCCAUGCCGACAACCCCAACUCCCACCACGCCGCGCACUCCGCUCACGGCGGCUCUCAGCCCAACAUCGGGUUCGAGGUUCAAGUUCGACCCAAACAAUGUGCCCCCACCGUCCCCCAGCCGUGGCGAGACCUGGGAGAAGUAUGCCUUCUGGCCACCGCACGCAAACGCCCUGUCCGGCUCACACUACCUCUCCAAGGUGCUUGUUCUCGUCGGCACCGCUGCCAACGAGCUGGCUUCUCUCCGCCUCCCCGAGACGGGGCCCUCCUCGCGCUUGGACGAAGCGCUGCGCCUGCUCGUUGGCGGGAUUCGCGAACGCUGCAUCUCCGCCGUGUGCGCAGCCUGGAACACCGACGCAGAGAAGCUGAAGGUGCUCGAGGACUGGACCCGCAACGCCGACCGCAAGGACACCACAAACUUGCCACAGCGCUUCUUGGUAGUGCAGUCCUUCCUCCUCAAUCACCUGCAGAAGAUCAUGUACGUCGAGGCCUCGAGUAAGACACCCGUAGACGUCGUCGUCCCACCAAGCAACAAACUGCUGCAGAUGCUCAGGAGCCAGUUUGUGACCAGCUUGUACCGCACGCUCAGCGGUAUGGUCGAGUGCGCAGAAAUGGGCCGCAAAGCACUGGGCGACGACUUCCAGACCAAAGGCGACGAGCUGACUAUUGAUGGCGAGGAAGACAUGGACGGCGAGUGGGGCAAAGUCGAUGCCAACAACAGGUCAACGCGCCUCCUCCUCACCCUCUCCAACAUGUCACAUUUCCAGUCCGACAUAACACCGCACCUCCUCUCCCUCUUUGAAACCCUUUUUUCGGUGCAGCUCACCGACGAGACCUCGCGCAUCCGGGACGUGCUCUCGCAGCUGGACACGCAGCUCUUCAAAUCCUACACGAAGCCGCACGCGCUGCAGAUCCAAGCCUGGAUUGAAUCGGGCAUUUUGUCGCGCAGCUGGGCGAGCGGGGCGCGCGAUCGAAACCGUGGCGUCGCGGAUCUGGACCCCAGUCCUUACGUCUCGACGGUGCUGCUGCACCUGGUCACGAUCCACAGUCUGACAAGCACCACAAUCCCUAACAGCGCGCUCACGCCACGCAUCCUCAAGUCGCUCUUCGAAUCGACCACGACGGCGCUCAUCAGCACCUUUAGCUCGCCGCGUCUCCCCACCAUCUCGCUGCCGCAGCUCAUGCAGGCGACGCUCGACGUCGAGUUCAUCAGCCAGACGCUGGCGAGCUACACGACGGACAAGGCGAGCCAGACGCAGACGGACAUGUACCAAGUGCUGGAUCAGAAGACGGACAACGGGGCGCGCGUGGCGCUCCAGGAGGAGCUGGGCGGGCUGAGGGCUGGCCUGAAGCGGCUGCGAGAGGGUCGCCGCGCCGAGUUUAUUUGUUUUAGGCGGGUAAAGAGAGGCACAGUCGUGAGUCCCAAUCCCGAGCAAGAGAGAGGCAGACGCUAG
Ascochyta rabiei is the source of this 3249-nucleotide messenger RNA. Its product is annotated as Exocyst complex component S5. The record is from RefSeq and is a predicted model, not a curated record. NCBI's taxonomy places the organism in Eukaryota, Fungi, Ascomycota, Dothideomycetes, Pleosporales, Didymellaceae. Gene Ontology annotation, biological process: exocytosis; Golgi to plasma membrane transport. The transcript is spliced from 3 exons. Gene Ontology annotation, cellular component: exocyst. The coding region runs from base 1 to 3249 and encodes 1082 amino acids.